This is a messenger RNA of Megalobrama amblycephala (Wuchang bream), 1840 nucleotides long. Its product is annotated as gastrula zinc finger protein XlCGF8.2DB-like. Gene Ontology annotation, cellular component: nucleus. The record is from RefSeq and is a predicted model, not a curated record. The transcript has 2 exons. Bases 493 to 1449 code for a protein of 318 amino acids. NCBI's taxonomy places the organism in Eukaryota, Metazoa, Chordata, Actinopteri, Cypriniformes, Xenocyprididae.
GCGCAGCUGAUGACGCUUUGAAGUGACGCUAAAGGGAGCGAGGAUAUCAUUACACUUGAUUCAAUUCCUACCUCCUCGCAUAUUUUCCUUGCGUCCUUCCCUCGCAUCCUGGAGGGGUGGAGCUAAGACGCGAGGAAAGGAAGCAAGGAAAGGAAACGAGGAUGCACAAAUAAGAAUUGAGAAGCACCCCAGAUGUGAAGACGGAGUCGCCGUCUAGGCAAGAAUGUACGGAUAAAAAUCGGUAUCAGGAAGAACUGAGAGAAGAUUCUGUCACUUGCCAUCAACGUGGGAUGUGUUUCAUUCAGCAAGCAAGCCUUAAGCAGCACAUGAGAAUUCACACUAGAGAGAAACUGUUCACCUGCUAUCAGUGUGGAAAGAGUUUCAGAAAACAAGACAACCUUAAACGUCACGUGGAGUCACGCUGGACAGAAGCCGUUCACCUGCUCUCAGUGUGGAAAGAGUUUCACAGUGAAACAAAGCUUUGAGAGACACAUGAAUAUCCACACUGGAGAGAAACUGUUCACCUGCUCUCAAUGUAGAAACAGUUUCACAGUGAAACAAAAGCUUGAAAGUCACAUGAAAAUUCACACUGGAGAGAAACUGUUCACCUGCUCUCAAUGUAGAAACAGUUUCACAGUGAAACAAAAGCUUGAAAGUCACAUGAAUAUCCACACUGGAGAGAAACUGUUCACCUGCUCUCAAUGUAGAAACAGUUUCACAGUGAAACAAAAGCUUGAAAGUCACAUGAAAAUUCACACUGGAGAGAAGCCUUUCACCUGCCCUCAGUGUGGAAAGAGUUUCACAGUGAAACAAAGCUUUGAGAGACACAUGAAUAUCCACACUGGAGAGAAACUGUUCACCUGCUCUCAAUGUAGAAACAGUUUCACAGUGAAACAAAAGCUUGAAAGUCACAUGAAUAUCCACACUGGAGAGAAACUGUUCACCUGCUCUCAAUGUAGAAACAGUUUCACAGUGAAACAAAAGCUUGAAAGUCACAUGAAAAUUCACACUGGAGAGAAGCCUUUCACCUGCCCUCAGUGUGGAAAGAGUUUCGCAUUGAAACAAAACCUUGAGAGUCACAUGAGGAUUCACACUGGAGAGAAGCUGUUCAUCUGCCCUCAAUGUGGAAAGAGUUUCACAGAACAAAGAAUCCUUAAAGUUCACAUGAGAAUUCACACUAGAGAAAAGCCUUUCACUUGCCAUCAAUGUGAAAAGAGUUUCACAAUGAAACAACAUUUUGAAAGUCACAUGAGAAUUCACACUAGAGAAAAGCCUUUCACUUGCCAUCAAUGUGAAAAGAGUUUCACAAUGAAACAACAUUUUGAAAGUCACAUGAGAAUUCACACUGGAGAAAAGCCUUUUAUUUGUCCUCAGUGUGGAAAGAGUUUCACAGUGAAACAAAGUCUUGAGAGACACAUGAGAAUUCACACUGGAGAGAACACUGGCUAAUGUCUAAUGCAGGGGUACAGGGGUAAAAUGGCAUCCAUCACAUGUGCAAAAAUGUGUUUGGAAUAACACCAGUGGGACAGACAUUGGUCAUGCUUGUACAACAGACAAUUUAAAUUGAGCCUAAUAACUUUUUCUGUUUUGUUGACUGCAUUUUUAGUUUGAUGAUGAAUAGGCUGUAAUGUCCAGUUAGCACUAGAAAUGAUAUCACAUGGAUUUUUUUCCUUAUGGCAGCAAAAGCAACUUAAAAUACUCAUUUAUUGUCAUACAGAUAAGAGUAAGACAUGAUUCAAAACUGUUAAGGGUCUUUGUUUGUUUAGGUUUAAAAUAGGACAAAACUUUUUCUUUUUGUAAAAUAAAGUAAAUAAACAAGAUGCACUUUCUGCUGUCUUGG